AUCCUUUCAACUUUUGUUUCUGUAACUCCCUCCCCACCAUUUUCUCACCCUAUCAUUUAAUUCUUUAUUACAUAUCCAAUUUCCCCCUUCUUUUUUUUUUCGUUUUCAUUUUUUCUGUGAAUUAUAUUUUCUCCAAUUUAUUCGCCCUCAAUUUCCACUAUUAAUUCGUUAAUUGCAGGGUUUGUGUAUCUAUCUAUAUAUAUAGAAUUGUGAGGUGGUAAGGGUUCGUAGAGUAUUGGUGGAUCGAAAAUUUUCGAGCUUUUUUUAAUGAAUAGGUGAUGGAAUCUGAUCAGAGUGAGCAGCAGCCGGCGGUUGCUGUAGUAAAAUGGUGUGAUUGUGGAUGUGAUUGUUGUGAUUCUGCUAAAAUGAGUGGUGAUUAUAAGGCAUGGAUUCGAACGGUGAAACGGAAGCUAGACGAGAGAGAUGAAGAAGAUGUGUUGUUUAUACCUGGUCUAUCGGAUCGUGAUGUGGCUCGUGUUGAUAUUGGGAAUGAGUGUGCUGCGUUACGAGAGAUGGUUAAUAGUCAACAGGAAACGAUUCAGGAUUUGUCGAUUGAGUUGGAUGAAGAGAGAAAUGCUGCUUCGUCUGCAGCUAAUGAAGCUAUGUCGAUGAUUUUGAGGUUGCAGAGUGAGAAAGCGGAGGUGCAGAUGGAAGCUAGGCAGUUUAAGAGGUUUUCGGAGGAGAAGAUGGCUCAUGAUCAGCAAGAGAUCAUGAUGUUGGAGGAUUUUUUGUAUAAAAGAGAACAGACGAUUGAAGCUUUGACUUGUGAAGUUCACGCAUAUAAACACAGGAUGUUGAGUUAUGGUCUCACGGAGUCUGAAGCUGAUGGGGAGAAUGAUGGAUUGACUUGGGAUAAUAGUGAUAGCCGAGUUGAUUUCCCUGCAUACGAUUAUCCUCCUUUAAAAUGCAAUUUGAUUGAAAACCAUGUUGAUCCCGAACUUGAUAAUGAAACAGUUGAUAUAGAGCAGUAUGCAUAUGGUGAAUCCCCGCGUACUUUAAAAGAUAUAGAAGAAAGAAUCAAUGAGUUGGAGAAUAGUCCUAAACAUAGUCCAGUGCAUGAGAAAGUCAUCAUUGGUCAUUCUGAUAGUAGUGACUCUUUCAUUGAAACUAAAGAAGAUGUGGCGUCUGAUUACCCUAAUCUGAAAAAGGUGGACAGUGCAUUCGAAUUUGGAGAUAGUAUGAGUGACAGGAUAUAUACCGUUGAUUCUAUUCAUAGUAUGAAAUCUAUUGAUAAUGAUCCCAAGGUUAGUCCUGGUUUAUAUAACGAUCUUAAUGGUAACGGACAUGAUAUCGGGGGUGCAGAGGUAAAGAAGCUAUAUGCAAGGCUUCAUGCAUUAGAGGCCGACAGGGAAUCCAUGAAGCAGGCCCUUAUCUCCAUGAGGACUGAUAAAGCACAAUUGGUAUUGUUGAAGGAAAUAGCGCAGCAUUUGUACAAGGAUAUGUCGCCACCAAGCAGGACGCCUGUUAAGAAGUCACCUGCAUUUUGGAGCUUCCCUUUUUUCGUACUUUUUAAGUGGAUUGCUUCAUUUCUUUUUUGGAGAAGGAGAGCACGUCAGCCCAAAUAUGCAUUUGGAAUGUCACCUAGUAAUGUGGGAUUGCGGAUGCUGUUAAACAAAGGACCUCAGAUAGGUCAAUGGAGGUGUCUUUCAAGAACAAGAUCCUUUAAAUGUUGAUCUCGGACAGUUCAAAUCAAUGAGUUGGUUUGAACUUCUACGUGACACUUAUGCUUUUCUGGAUUGUUCUAAAUAAUUUUUCUGGGAUUUCUUGUCAAUAGUCAGGGGUGUCUACAGUGUUGUAGUUUUUGAACUGGUUGAUUAGCGUUGAAGAAAAUGUGGAUAUACAUAUAGUCGUAGGUGAUUGCCGGCUUGUAAGGCUCUCUUGAAUAUAGUUCAUUACAUGAACAUGAUGUGGAAUUCGGCUUGUGCAUUUCUUAUUGUUUGUAAAAUACAAAUACAAUAUGUUUGAUAUUA
Molecule: messenger RNA, 1970 nt
Organism: Erigeron canadensis
Lineage: Eukaryota; Viridiplantae; Streptophyta; Magnoliopsida; Asterales; Asteraceae
Product: myosin-binding protein 7-like
Exons: 4
Coding region: 279-1673 (464 amino acids)
Source: RefSeq, a predicted model, not a curated record